Molecule: messenger RNA, 1574 nt
Organism: Poeciliopsis prolifica (blackstripe livebearer)
Lineage: Eukaryota; Metazoa; Chordata; Actinopteri; Cyprinodontiformes; Poeciliidae
Product: peptidyl-prolyl cis-trans isomerase FKBP7-like
Molecular function (GO): calcium ion binding; peptidyl-prolyl cis-trans isomerase activity
Source: RefSeq, a predicted model, not a curated record
GAAAGCAGAGCGGGACGAUGUGGAGGCUAGUGAGCUGCGCGCUGUGCGUGUUUCUGGGCUGGCAGCUCGGUUCCGUCUGGGCCGGAACCGCCGCAGCAGCCGAACCGGAGGACCAGGUCCAGAUCCAGGUUCUGUUCCGGCCCGAAGACUGCAGCAGGAAGAGCAAGAAGGGAGACCUGAUCAACGCUCACUACGACGGCUUCCUGGAAAAAGAUGGUUCCCAGUUCUACUGCAGCCGGUCGGACAAGCAGGGUCACCAGUGGUUCGUCCUGGGCGUGGGGCAGGUCAUCAGAGGCCUGGACAUCGGCAUGAUGGACAUGUGCGCCGGGGAGAAGAGGAAGGUGACGGUUCCGUCGGCGCUGGCGUUUGGUCAGACAGGAAAAGGUCCGGUUCCUCCCAACGCCACGGUGGUGUUCGAGGUGGAGGUGCUGUCCGUGUCCAGAGGCCCCCGCAGCAUGGAGGCCUUUGGACAGAUGGAUCUGGACAAGGACAAGAGCCUCACCAAGGCGGAGGUGAAGGAAUAUCUUAAGCUGGAAUACGAAAAGGGCGGGAAGCCGCACGAGCCGUUCUACGAGAAAAUCCUGGCCGACAUCUUCUGGAAGAGCGACAAGGACCAAGACGGGCAGAUCAGCGCCAAGGAGUAUAAUGUAUAUGAACGGGAUGAGCUUUAGCCGCCGUCUGUGAUUCCUUUAGAGGAGAAGAAACAAGAAGAAGUGAAACCGGAUCAGUUGGCCCCUUUUCAUGAGUUAAACCACUUCUGCUCCCAGAUUACAUCCACACUUCUUCUUCUGGCGUUUUUAAAGUUUAUUUAGUGGCACACAAUUCUAAGUAACUGUGAUUUUUAUGGGUUUGGAUCACGUCCAGAAUCUGUCUUUAGAUUAACGGUUCUAGAACAGGAACCAACGUAAGCCUGCUGUAGCACCCGGACCAACCAGGGGCACAGGAAGAACUUUUUAUUUGAAACCACUUCUGAGGCUGGAUCUAUGGAACAUAAACGUGGAACAAAUUAUACAUGUUUAUUUUGAUAAAAUAAAAUUCACACCAAUAUCUGCCUUUUUUAUGAUUAAACCAGAAAUAAUCAAACUCUACAAAAACUAGUUAAGAUAAGAUUAGUAGCAGAAUGGGGGAAUUGUUAAAUUGAGAAAUUUACAGAAUAUUUUGCUUAUGAUACUCAGCUGAUAACCGGAAGUUAACUAUCAAAAUAAAAGCUGGAUCUUGCAAACUUGUAUAUGAACUCCUGCUGAGUUGCUGCCAACUCCAGCUGAAAUAUUCAGACGCUGAGAAGAAAUUAAGAUGCAACAGUCGCGCCGGUAGUUCAGACCCAGCUUUUUUUUUGCACUCCACUUCCGGUUAACAAGUGAAACUGAAUACUCGCUUGAAAUGUUUAGCUUUAUUAAAUUUAUUCAGUUAUCAAGCAAAAUUUCUAGUUUAAAUCUGUGACGUUUAUAAAUUGAUAACAGUGAAAAUGUGACUGAAAAACUUAGCUUUUUUAUUAAAAUAACCCAAAUAAUUACUGUUAAUUUUGAUUAUGUAAUGUUACAAACAGGUUGUUUUAUUAACACAUUAAAUGUUGU